AUGCCGUGCAUCAUACACUUCCUGCAAGCUGCUCAAUCGUCUCAGGAUCCCAAGGAGAUUGGCACGGCCGAGGAAUCGAAGCGAGUCGACGAUCAGCUGAGUGAGGCGGCUCUCCGCCUCGUCGAACCCACCUAUACAGUCAUCUUGAAUAUGUUCAAGUCACCGCACAUCGCAAAUCCGAAUCUCCUCCACAGGGCAGAAUUGCGCAGCGGAUGCUUUGAUCAGGUGGAAUGUCCAGAGUUGUCUCCAUUCACGCUGCUGUCAGCUUCUCUCGAUCCUGCGCAGUUCCCGCUUGAAGACGGCGAUCCGUCGCCAUUGCAGCUGGAUGCAGGUCUUGAAGUACCUCCUGGCGAGCUGCCGUGGUUGGAUCUGCUGCCGUCUGAGCUGGCGUCACUGGAAUUGCUUCUAUCGUUCGUCGAACAUCUUGCUGGCGCUCUCGUCACUGCCCCCUCUUGUCUUCAAUCUCCUCUACUUUUCUCCAUUCAGAAGCUGAUCAAUUCUAUCAAGGAUGGCGGGUUUGGGCUGAAAACGGCGUGCUUCUGCUUGUCAACUCUUCUUCUUCCACACGUACAGAAAUGGAUCCGACGGAGCGACACGGAAAAGGCUGAAAACGGCCGCAGCGAUGCGAACCUUCGUCAGGCCGUCGUAAUUUUACUCAAAUGCGUCGUCGAUAUCCUCGCUCAUGACCAAGCGUCGUGGCACAGUCGACUUCUGUUGGACAUUUGCCGGAUAGCGACCGACUGUACGUCUCAAACAGGAGAUCUGCCACGGGUUGGCACGGCAUGUCUGCGACAUGUCGCCGCCGUCGCUCCUCAUUUCACGAAUGAACAGUGGACGAUACUCGCCAAAUCCGUCUGGGAUGCCACGUACGAUAUUCUUACUUUUUACAUAGCGCAACGUCUGUCCCGGCCUGUGUCCGGAAUCCGGCACCACUCGCAAACUCUCCUAGAAACCGGUCAAGAUUUUGAUGGGUGGACCUUACAGUUGGGAGGGAGGGGCAGCCAGGUAUCCAGCAGCUGUUGA
Cooperia oncophora is the source of this 1023-nucleotide messenger RNA. The record is from the annotation of a GenBank genome assembly. NCBI's taxonomy places the organism in Eukaryota, Metazoa, Nematoda, Chromadorea, Rhabditida, Trichostrongylidae.